ACGCUAAAAACAUUCGUCUUACUGUUCUUGGAGUUUAUUUACUUCCGGGUAAAUUAUUGCAAAAUAAAAUCUAAUUUUAGAAUCAUUCUCAUUUCUGGAUCAAUAUUGCAAAAGUGUCAGAGCGCUGUGUUGAGUGCAAAACAAUCAAUUGAGUCAUCAAAAUGACAUCUAAGAACGUACCUCCGCCAUCUUACAGUGAUGUUGGGGCAUACCCACCUGAUCAAGUAGGUUUUGUCCAAGGUCAACCACCAGUUCAAGGUUAUCCUCAAGGAUAUUCCAACCAACCAUAUGGCUACAAUCAGCCACCAGGCUAUGGACCUAAUAACCCUUCCCAGGGCUACAAUAUGUCCCCACCCGCCAACGAACACCAUGACGUCCCUAAGCAUGAUGACGUUGAGGGACCAGUAUUGUUUGACUCCAACUCAUUCUCAGACAAGGCUGUCAGGAGAGGAUUCAUCAGAAAGGUGUACCUGAUUCUCUUCACUCAGCUGCUGAUCACUUUUGGCUGUGUUUGCCUCUUCACCUUCACGAAGGAAAUCAAGGGCUUUGUCCAGUCUUCAAAUGGCAGCAUUGUCUAUUAUGUGUCCUAUGGCACAUUCUUGGUGACCUACAUUGUGCUAAUCUGCAUCCCAUCUGUGAGACGAAAGUCUCCUGGCAAUUUCAUCUGUCUUGGACUUUUCACACUGGUGUUCACCUACAUGGUGGCAACUAUCAGCUCGUUCUAUGAAACAAAGAGUGUGUUGGUUGCUGCUGGAAUCACGGGCCUUGUCUGCCUCUCUCUGUCGCUGUUUGCCAUUCAAACAAAGAUUGACUUCACCAUGUGCUCCGGGCUGCUGUUUGCCCUCUGCAUGGUCCUCCUGUUCUUCGGCCUCUCCUGCAUCAUCGUCUACGCCACUUCGGGACCAAACUAUAUCCUGCACUGUGUGUACGGAGGUCUGGCAGCGCUGCUCUUCUCCCUGUUCCUGAUAUACGAUACCCAGAUGAUUGUGGGCGGUCGCAAGCAUGAGUUGAGCCCGGAAGAGUAUGUGUACGGGGCCCUUCAGCUGUACCUCGACGUCGUCUACCUGUUCCUUAUCAUCCUCUCCCUCUUUGGUAGCAAGAACUAGUGGGCCUUUGGGCUUGGGCAGCUCUGGGAGCCUGUAUUCACAAAGCUUCGUGGAAAAAAAAUAAUUUGGUUUUAGUUUUUGGUAUUUUUUAUUCUGAAGGAUAUUUAAAAAUGAACUGUUACAGGAGUAUAAUUAUUUUAUUUUUUUACCAGUUAUCUAACAUCCAUCAAAUGAAAUAUUUCCGACUUUGCAUUUUUUGCCGUAAUUUUUUUAUACUGGACUAAUUGCUUUAAGAGCUGUUUAAAUACUAGCAUAGUGCAGAUUGGUGCGAGCAUUGUUAACAGAGAUGACAUGCUGGUCAUCUUUACAACAGAUUACAACAGAACAAGUCAAGACACAAAUGAAAAAACAACAACAUAAAUAUGUGCACACUGUUGAAAUCUUUACUGAACAUUUUUUAUCAUAGAAAUACUGUAAGUUGAGGAUUAUUUAUUUAUUUAAAUAAUUAGUUCCAAAAAAACUUAAUCACAGCAUUUGUGUAUGAAUAAGUUAAAAAAAUACAAGGCAUUAUAAACAGGAUGUGAUUUUUAGAGCUGACAAAACGAGGAAAAACACUUCACAAAAUAUUUGAUAAAUUACAAGUAUUGAUUUUCACUUGUUGUAGUUUGAUUACUUAUUUGUUGUUGUUUUGUUACAUAUUCUGUAAGAAAUUUAUUUUGCAUACUGGUAGUUUUCAUGGUUAUAGUAAAUGUUGAUUUGUCUGGUUUUAUUUGUGUAUAUGCCUUGUUUUUACCAUUUUCACCAAAGCAAAAACUAUUGCCCUUUGUAUAGCCAUGUUAUGAACAAAAUAUUUGCUUAUUAUAAGAACUUCAGCAUUUUGUCUUGUCACUUACUGAUUGACACUAGACUACAUUAUAAAGACAGCGAAGUCUUAGGUAAUGUAUUGUUUAUUGGGAAGAGGAAAAUUACAAUGAGCCAGGCAUGGUAUAGGGGAGAUAACCCUGGGUUAUGGUUAGUGUUAGGGGUCGGGUUAGGGUUAAGGUAUGGGUUAAGGCUAAUCCUAACCCGACCCCUAACACUAACCCUAACCCUAACCGUAACCCUCUAACCCCCCCCAUGCGCAUUACAAUACCAUGCCUUGUUUAUCAGCUGGGGUCCAAUUUUUGUUGAAUUUGUGUUAUAUAUUCAUGUUUAUAUUACUAAUAUUAUAAUUGGAUAUUUUAAUUUUUAAAAUAAUGGCACAUUUAUUUAGUGUUAGAAGAAUCCAGUUAUUUUUCAUCAUGUUGAUAGCUUAGACAAGCAUCCACUAUUGUUUGCAUGAAAUGAUAAACAUAAUAGAUUUAUAUAAGAGUAUUUAACAUAUAACAUAUAAACAUAUGUAUAAGAGAAUAUAACAUAUAAACAUAAUAUCAAAGUAUAUAUGUGUAAUAGCAAAUUCCAAGCAUACAAUUGCUUUGUAAUAUGAAAUGUCUUAAUAUUUUGUUAUUAAAUAAAUGUUACCAAAAAUUAAGAUGCUGAUUUUUGUGGAACACUUUGUAUUGUAGUGUGCCUUUCUAGUCUCUUUUCUUAUUGUUCUUAGUUAUAUAAUAAUAUUAACUUUCUCCCACUCCAGACAGUUAUUCUUACAACCUGUUAACGAAACAAAGAAGUUAAAAAAAGUGUAUGUGACCCAUUUAGAGUCUUUUGUUAGAUUGCAUUACAAAACCUGUUAACAAAAUAUUUAAACAUUACAAAAGGUUAUUGCUCAAAUAGAAAUAAGUAAAAUGCAUGUUUUUGUAUAUCAAAUGAGAGCAAAAUGCUCUAGUGUGAGCCAUUCUGGAUGUUACCAAUAUAUAUUGGCAACAUUUUACUUCUGGAACGUUCACAUUCCUGGUAUGGUCCUUUAACAGAACAGUUUAAUUUGAAUGUCUAGACACUGUGAUUAAACAAGGACUAAUUUUAAUAUCUUGUAUGCAACCACUAGUUUCACACAGAUGUUCAUUGGGAGAAUCUCAACCAUGCUUCGGUUGAUUCCUAAAAACAGCCUCUCAGGAAAGAAAUAUAGCAGUUUUCCUUAUAUUGCAACCACUUUUAAGUAAAUGUUUAAAUGUUUUUUUGAAAUUCCUUUGAUAACUUUUUACUACAUUCUAAAAAAAUAUGUUGUUUUGUAAAAAAAAAGGUAUAUUUAUCCAACAAUUUUGGCUUUUGUUGAAAGUGUUUUUUAUUAAAUGGUCUCUUAAAAUGACGGUAACCAACUCGGGGCCAUGUUGGCACUCUUGUUUAUAUAAUUAGUGUGAUUGUUAGUAAUGUAUUUUGACUUGUUUUGAGGUCAUGUGUUUGUUUGUAUACUGACAGUUUAAGAAUUUUAUAGAAAUCCAACUUUAGGGCAUAACAGUAUUUGAUAAAGGUAUGAAGAUGUUAUUCAAAAAUGAGAACAUAAACAGACCCUGUUGAAUAAUACAACACAUUUUUCAUAUCAUAAUCUUAACCUGUUGUUUUGUACAGCACAUUUUAUUUGUUGGACUUUUGUGCUCUGUUAGGUACGAUUUCUUUAUUUAUAUAUUGCUUCAAUCUUUUUUAAUCAAGUGACAGUCACACAUGUAAACCUUUCUAAUGCAUCCACCUUAUAUAUAAAUGCGGUCAAUUUUGUCAUCUGUUAUAUAAUCAAAUGCCAGAACUGACAAAUUCCAAUUUAUAUUUUAAUAUAUUUUGAACAUUCAAUAAUUGCAAAUUACAAAAUUAAUUAUUUGUAUGGUAUUUGACAAGAGCUUUAUUACUGUGUACAGAGCUCCAGAUAAGGAUUUAGUCUUAAGGGUAUUUUACCCCCUGAUAUUAUUGUUAAAGGGUAUUUUACUUCUUUGUUUCAGCCAUAAAGAAUAUUUCGGAAUACUGAGAGGUAUUUUUUCAUUUUCAUGGAAAACUUACAUAGUACAUGACGUGUUUAAUCUAGAAAUAUUAUAAUUUUUUAUUAAUAAAUGCAAACAUAAUAAAUUUUAAAUGAUGAAAUUGAUAUGAACAGACUUUAUUUAAAAUAUUCAACUUGCAUGCGUUGUAUCUCUCUUUUGAUUGGGUCUCUCUUGCAUAUAGUUUUCAUAUAUAGUACACAAACGUCAUUUUGCAAUUAAACUAAGUUAUGGCACUGCUGGUGCAAUUGAAAAUAAAGUCACACUGCCUGAGGUCUAUGUAAGUUAACUUUAAACUUCUUCAACAAUGAGAUCGCUUAAAAUUAUUUUAACAAUUCUAGAAGCAUCACAAAAUUUAUCCCUAUUGACAUAUUGUUAUAUACAGUUACUUGCUGCAGGAGGCGCUGUUUGCUAGAAACGCCCCUUUUUCGAACCUAGAACCGUAGAGUCUAGAAUGGAUCCGUUUUUUGUAAUAUUGGAUACAACUAAGGCUUGUCGUAAAGGGUUAGGGCUAGGUUGGAUCCGGUUGAAUCUGUGUCACAAUUUAUUGUGUAUCCAAAUAGACACAACCACAAGGUUCUUUUGAUUGACUUACUUUUGAUUCAAAGGUUAACUUAUACUAAACACUCAACUGGAUUAUUGCUUAAACAGGUUACACAUUAUAAUUGAUCAAAAUACGUACCAAGAUUUGUAUUGCGUAAUGUUAUUUACCGGGCCGAUUUUUAAAGCGUUUUUUUCAUUUUUCAAUGCGUAAAUACGCAGAUUCGUAUCUUAUCUGGAGCUCUGACUGUGUAUUGUAUUUUUCCGCUGUUUAAUUUUCACAUAAACUUUAAUUGGAUUUAACUGUUUAGAUUCCUCCACUAGUAGGAUGCAUGUUUACUGUCAUGUUGUUCUUGAUUGUUGUUUUCACAUGUUUCAUAUUGUAAAUGAUCAUGCUAUAUGUAUUUGGAUUCUAAUAAUGUUCAUCUACAAAAUAUUAAAAUCAAUAUAUUUUUUCCAUUUCUAUUGUAUCACAAUAAUUUAAUUAGGAUUUAUGUAAGUCACUGCGACUGUCUAUUAUGGUUAUUUAAUAAUGGUUUCAUUCAAAAUGUAUGGUGUGUUUAAAAACGUUUGUAUCCCCACAUACUAGUAAAGAAUUUGUAUUAUGUAAAAGUAACCCCAAGGAUAUGAUUAUCUUAAAUAACUAUCGACCUAUGAGUUAAAAAGUCAAACUACUUUUGUUUCAAACGCUUGGGCUGGUAUGUUGGUUUCAUAGUGGCUGGCAACACUUAGCAUUAAAUCUUGAUUUCAAUUGUUGUGUUUACUAUUUUUUAAUUGUUUCAUGUUUGAUUAUCAUGUACAUGUGGUUUUUUGUUGUCAAUAAAAUACAUAUACAUAAAGAAUA
Dreissena polymorpha is the source of this 5312-nucleotide messenger RNA. Its product is annotated as protein lifeguard 3-like. Gene Ontology annotation, biological process: negative regulation of apoptotic signaling pathway. Gene Ontology annotation, cellular component: endoplasmic reticulum; Golgi apparatus; membrane. Lineage: Eukaryota; Metazoa; Mollusca; Bivalvia; Myida; Dreissenidae. Bases 162 to 1106 code for a protein of 314 amino acids. The record is from RefSeq and is a predicted model, not a curated record. The transcript is spliced from 12 exons.